AUGGGCAAUGUGCUUAUCCAGUGGAGGCCCAAGAGGAAGUCAAUUACAUGGGCAAUCAAUUCCAAUUCUACCAAGAUGACUACCUCCACUAAUAAGAGCACUGAAACUGCCAUAAGAAAUUUGGAGAUGCAGGUUGGACAGCUUCCCAAGAGGAUGGAGGACAAAGCAGAAAAGCAAUUUGGGGCUAACACUAAGGUUAAUCCCAAGGAAGAUUGUAAAGCCAAAGUGAGCAUAGUUGAUGAGAGGGUGGAAGAGAAAGAAGAAAGAGUUGAGUUAGAGAAGAGAGAGGAAAAAGAAGAGAGAAUAUGUAAGGGUGAGACACAAAAGAAAGAGAAGAGGAGGGGAGAGAAAAAAAGUGAGAAAAGCGAAAAAGUUCUUCCUUAUCCUAAUGAGCGUGAAAGAAUUGAUAAAGAGAGACAAUAUAAGCGUUUUAAGGAGAUUUUCAGGCAAUUGAAGAUUACUAUACCUGUGACCAAAGCAUUGUAG
Molecule: messenger RNA, 486 nt
Organism: Vigna radiata var. radiata (mung bean)
Lineage: Eukaryota; Viridiplantae; Streptophyta; Magnoliopsida; Fabales; Fabaceae
Product: nucleolar protein 58-like
Exons: 2
Coding region: 1-486 (161 amino acids)
Source: RefSeq, a predicted model, not a curated record